Molecule: messenger RNA, 635 nt
Organism: Manis javanica (Malayan pangolin)
Lineage: Eukaryota; Metazoa; Chordata; Mammalia; Pholidota; Manidae
Source: RefSeq, a predicted model, not a curated record
AGUCCUUUAGACCGUGAUCAGCUAACCCCUCUUACCAAGGUCCGCGCCCGCUUGUCCUGCAAGCCCCGCCUUUCUUGCGACCCCCGUUGUGCUGCUGGACCCGACGAGCAGGGUUGACGACUCUGAUUGGCUGACUGAUAGUAAGCGCGAAAAACCUAAACUGUUGAAAAGCCGGGCUUGCGUGAGGGCGGAAGUGCUGGGCCCAUGAACGCCUUAGUAAGGGCGGAAGUAGAGGCCUCAGCGGAAGUGGCCGCAGUAAGGGCGGAAGCAGUGUGGCUGAGGUCUGAACUGUUUCCUUCCCGUCUGGGCUGCCGCCCACGCUGGGCAGCAGCGAUGGAACUCAGUGCCCAGUACCUACGGGAGAAACUGCAGCGAGACUUGGAGGCCGAGCUCGUGGAAGUGGAGGACACGACUCCUAAUCGUUGCGCGUCCAGCUUCCGAGUUCUCGUGGUCUCAUCAAAGUUCGAGGGGAAGCCGCUGCUUCAGAGACACCGGCUGGUGAACACGUGCCUAGCGGAAGAACUCCUACACAUCCAUGCUUUUGAGCAGAAAACCCUGACCCCAGAACAGUGGGCCCGUGAGCAGCAGAAAUGAGGGACCACAAUCUGCACAGCCAUUAAAUUUUAUGAAACAGG